Molecule: messenger RNA, 687 nt
Organism: Diaporthe batatas
Lineage: Eukaryota; Fungi; Ascomycota; Sordariomycetes; Diaporthales; Diaporthaceae
Exons: 2
Coding region: 384-575 (63 amino acids)
Source: RefSeq, a predicted model, not a curated record
CGCCAGUCUGUGCCUGGGACAACGUCGUCAUACUGACAGAGUAAAAGGUCGAGGCCUUUUGGGUGACAAGACGGAUCGCGGGGCAACACCCACAACCCCACGUCAUGGCAGAGACCAAGCUUGCACCGGAUGAGGCAGCUCGGAUUGUUGUCAUGCUGCCUUGUCAGUCAGUCAGUCAGUCAGUUAGUCAGUCUGGCCUAGCUUGUUCAGCUGUCUGUCUGUGACUUGAGCCGCCCUCCAGAAGAAUACAAAAAGGACGUAGAUUCCCAGCUCAGUUUCUCUUUUCUUCCCCUCCAUCUUCAUCAACACCAACAACAACAACACAAUCCACACAAACAAACCAAACACUUUUCCACCCACCCAACCCAACCAACUCAGUCAUCAUGGCCGACGCAAUCAAGAACGCAGUCUCCUCCGCCUCCGAGACCGUCCAGCAGGGCAUCUCCGGCGUCUCCAAGGAGGGAAACAAGGAGGUCGCCAAGGACUCCAGCGCCCCCGCCGGCACCCGCGCUGAGGCGGCCAAGGACGCUGCCAGCGACAAGGUCUCCGAGACCACCCACAGCAUCAAGAAGUAAACUCCUCGACCACGCUCAACUGAAACUGAGGGGAUCGAGUGGGAGGAUUGAGCUGCCAACCAUGCAGUCAUCACUUUAGCGAUUCAUAUUUCUAAUACAGUGAUACCACCAC